Messenger RNA from Coniosporium apollinis CBS 100218, 408 nucleotides. RefSeq lists its product as uncharacterized. The record is from RefSeq and is a predicted model, not a curated record. The coding region runs from base 1 to 408 and encodes 135 amino acids. The transcript is spliced from 2 exons. Lineage: Eukaryota; Fungi; Ascomycota; Dothideomycetes.
AUGCAGCACUCCGGCAAGCAUUUCCUCUCACAGUACCGGUGCGUCAUUACUGACGGAACACAGGACGGCGACGGAACCUGCGGAGACAUCACCGGUGCUUGCAGCGGCUUCUUCGUUGCGGGCUACUGCCCCGGCCCCAACACGGUUCAGUGCUGCGUCCCAAGUGAGCCCGAUUCGGAAGAUCCCGGCAACGACGGGGAUGACGGCGUUGACGUUGGUGACGAUGUCGAGGACGGCGUUGUCCCGGACGAGGAGGUCAAAAGUGAGCUCGAAGAAGAGUUUGGAGACGCCCUCGAAGCCGAGAAUGUCGAGGUUAAGAGAGCCGCGGCGUCGGUUCCGAAGAAGAAGACCAAAUGUCAGCUGAUCUACUAUUACGCCGCGAAGUGGCUUGGAUGGCCGUACGUCUAG